AUGGAGACUCCAGCUGGUACAGGGACAGACUCGUCGAUUAUAAACAAAAUUCGCAUCAUGAACCGAGAUCUUCAAGACAAAAUACAACAAGUCGGGGCAGACGUGACUACAAUUAAAGACUGUCUGGACUCUCUGAAAUCCGAUGUUGUCGGCCUCAACAGCAGAAUUGGGGAAGCCGAAAACAGAGUAUCGCAACUCGAAGAUGAGAACGCAGCGCUCGCUGCCAACACGGCUGAGCUGAAGUCCAAAGACCAGAAUGCUGAUCAAAUCGUCGUUGAGAGGGCUCACAGAGUACCCGCUACACUAAAAGAAGAUGGGCGAAACACGUCAGCCGGACCCCGCCACAUUCUGAAGAANACUGUGUUUCAGGAAGUGACUCUGACGUCUCUACCAGCUGUGCUGCUUUUUAAAGACGGAACAUACUUCAUUUAUGAUGAGGAACAGGAUGGAGACCUGAAGUCCUGGAUCAAAAGAGAACGCUUCCCCAACUUCUUUCUGAUUGAUGGCUACACCCUGUAUGCUAUGGGGGAAUCAGGUAAACUGGUCUUACUGGCUCUGCUGGAGGAGAGACACCUGUGUGAAGAAAACCUAAGGUAUAAGCAUCUGGUGGAGAAGGUGGCCACAAAGCACAAGGACACCUAUGGCAGGAAGUUCUACUUUGGUUUCAUGGAGGACAGCGGGUACAUCGAUGGACUCAUCAUGGGAGAGGCCCUUGUCCCUUCCUUGAUGGUGGUCAACCUGUCCAACGAUGGCUACUUCCUGCCGCCAGCGCCUAUAGAGACUGAGCUGCAGUUGCUGGACUUCCUGGACGGCGUGCUGGACGGCAGUGUUGAGGCUCUGGGAGGAAAUUGCUUCACUCAGCGCGUCCGACGCUUCCUUUACGAGACCAGAAUGACACUAAUGCCGGUGUUCAGGGACGCCCCGGUGCUCGGCUGCUUCCUGAUUGGCUUCCCGCUUGCGGUCGGCUGCGUCUUCUGCUACCUCUGCAUCAAGAACCGACCCGGUUCUGCUGAUGACGACGAAGACACUCCUCUACUGGCACCGUCGAUGCAACGCAAGAAGAAACUGACAGAGAAAAAGUCCGACUGAGCAGACGUAGAGGAACUAGACUUUAGGUUCAGAAAUGGUUCUGGUUUCACCCAGAUGUACUUUCAAACAAGAACUUUCAUUAGUCAGCUCAGUUGUGUCUUUUAAUCCCAAUUAAAAACAUAAGUCAGUGAAA
Messenger RNA from Poecilia latipinna (sailfin molly), 1222 nucleotides. Its product is annotated as protein disulfide-isomerase TMX3-like. The record is from RefSeq and is a predicted model, not a curated record. The transcript is spliced from 10 exons. NCBI's taxonomy places the organism in Eukaryota, Metazoa, Chordata, Actinopteri, Cyprinodontiformes, Poeciliidae. Gene Ontology annotation, cellular component: cell surface; endoplasmic reticulum. Bases 1 to 1089 code for a protein of 362 amino acids.